GACCAUUCUCAAAAUUCUAAAAAAAUCUAAAAAAUUUAACCACAAAAACGACCAUUCGACUUCUAACUAGUCAAAGUCAAUGCCAACCAAAAAACCUCUAAUGUGAAUUGAAUGAAACCCAACACCCCCACUUAGUUAGACCCUCCCCUAUAAGAAACAUAAACAUCAACAACACAACCCAAGAUAAGAAAAACCAAAAAGUAGAAACAACCUAAACAGGAAAUAAGUGAAACCAACAAGAUGGUUCCUGUAUGGCUACUCACCGUAACAGUAACAGUAGCCACUUUACUGUUAACAACACUAACACAAGCUCAACCAGAAGCAAAUUUCAAAUGCGCCACCGAAGCCACGUGUCGCAGUCUAACCGACUACGCUUCCGCCAACGCAACAACCUUAAAGGAAAUCGAAACCCUGUUCGGCGUGAAACACUUCCUCGACCUCCUCGGAGCCAACAAACUCCCAACCGACACCAAAAACACUUACAAACUAAACGCCAGCCAAGUCAUUAAGGUUCCGUUUCCCUGCAAAUGCGGCAACGGAAUCGGUAAAUCCAACAAUUUACCACGGUACAAAAUAAAACCAGGUGACACGUUAAGCGAAAUAGCGACGGUUCGUUUUGCCGGUUUGGUGAAGUAUCAACAGAUCCAAACCGCUAAUAACAUACCAGAUGCUAACAAUAUAACCGCCGGUGAUACGCUUUGGAUUCCUUUGCCUUGUAGCUGUGAUAAGGUGGAUGACAGCAGUGUUUUGCAUUAUGCACAUGUUGUGGAAGCUGGUAAUACCAUUGAUAUCAUUGCUCAAAAAUAUGGUACAACACCACAAACUCUACUCUCUAUCAACGGUAUUGAUGAUCCUAAAACACUUCAAGCCGGUCAAGUUCUAGAUGUUCCUCUUCCAGUUUGUAAAUCAAAUGUUGGAAAUAAUUCGGUGGAUUUUCCAUUGCUUGUUCCAAAUGGGACUUAUUUCUAUACUGCAAAUGAUUGUGUUAAAUGUAAAUGUGACUCUACUGGUAGUAAUAACAACAGCAAUUCUAUGUUGCAAUGCGAGGAGUCGAAUAUAAAACCGAUAAAUCAUUGGUCGGUUUGUCCGUCUGCGAAAUGCUCUGGGAAUGUGUUGAUUGGGAAUACUACGUCUACUGAUUCGUGUAAUCGGACAUUUUGUGAUUACGCUGGUUAUACUUCUCGCAAUAUCUCUACGGUUCUUGCAACUCAAAACACUUGUGCUGUGGCGCCAAGUGGUUCGAGCGGUUCGGGUUCAGGUGGUUCGGAUUCAGGGGCAUCUAGGAGUAUCUUGAAUGGCUGGGUUUGGAAUAAGCUUCUUAUUCUCAUUCACUUCCUUCUGUUUUUUGUUUAUCUUUUGUAGUACAAACCCUGCAUCUUUGUUCUUUUUCUUUUCAUGAGUUCUUUGUUUAGUGUUGUGUCUUGUGAGUGUUGCCACUUAAUUGAAUAUUUUUAUGUUUUUUUCCUUCUAUUUAGUGCAUGUUUGGAUUGAUUGUGAGUUAGGCUUUGUCAGAGUGCUACCAUGACUUUGUCAUACUCACAUUGAUUUCAAAGAUACACUUGCAAUAUUUGUAAUAUACGAGCAUGUUUGGAAGAAUAAGAAUAUUGUCUGAACUACAAUAAUCUGUAUCUUUUUUAGUGUUA
Messenger RNA from Lathyrus oleraceus (garden pea), 1643 nucleotides. RefSeq names its product lysM domain-containing GPI-anchored protein 2. NCBI's taxonomy places the organism in Eukaryota, Viridiplantae, Streptophyta, Magnoliopsida, Fabales, Fabaceae. The coding region runs from base 241 to 1362 and encodes 373 amino acids. The transcript is spliced from 3 exons. The record is from RefSeq and is a predicted model, not a curated record.